AUGGAGAGGGGAAACCAAACCGGCAUCUUGGAAUUCCUCCUCCUGGGACUGUCCGACCGGGCAGAACAGCAGCAGCCUCUCUUCAUACUGUUCCUCUGGAUGUACCUGCUUGGGUUCCUGGGGAGCCUGCUCAUCAUCCUGGCUAUUGGCUCCGACCCGCACCUGCACACCCCCAUGUACUUCUUCCUCACCAACCUCUCCCUGACUGACGUCUGUCUCCUGUCCACCACGGUCCCCAACAUGCUGGUCAAUAUUCAGACCCACAGCAAAUCCAUAUCCUACACUGGCUGCCUGGCGCAAAUAUAUUUCUUCAUUCUAUUCGUAAGUCUGGACCACUUUCUCCUCACCGGGAUGGCUUAUGACCGCUACGUGGCCAUAUGCCACCCCCUCCACUACACCACCAUCAUGAGUCCACGGCUCUGUGCCCUGAUGGUUUCUGGGUCUUGGAUCAUCAGCAGUCUCUAUGCUCUGACACAUACUUUAAUGGUUACUCGGUUAAGAUCCCCCGGCCCCAUGGAGGGGGGAAACCAAACCAGCAUCACAGAAUUCCUCCUCCUGGGACUGUCUAACCAGAUGGAGCUGCGGCAGCUCGUCUUCAUGCUGUUUCUCUGGAUGUACCUGCUCGGGGUCCUGGGGAGCCUGCUCAUCGUCCUGGCCAUCGGCUCUGACCCGCACCUGCACAACCCCAUGUACUUCUUCCUCACCAACCUGUCCCUGGUCGACAUCUGUCUCCUGUCCACCACGGUCCCCAAGAUGCUGGUCAACAUACAGACCCACAAGAAAUCUAUAUCCUACGCUGGCUGCCUGGCCCAAACGUAUUUCAUCAUUCUGUUAGGAGGUCUGGACCACUUUCUCCUCACCGCGAUGACAUAUGACCGCUACGUGGCCAUAUGCCACCCCCUCCACUACACCACCAUCAUGAGCCCACGACUCUGUACUCUGGUGGUUGCUGGGUCCUGGCUCGUCAGUUCCCUCCAUGCCCUGAUACACACCCUAUUGGUGGUUCGCUUAUCCUUCUGUUCCAAUCGUGAAAUUCUUCACUUCUUCUGUGAACUUUAUGAGGUCCUAAAGCUUUCCUGUUCUAGUAUCAUCAUCAACGAAGUAAUGAUUCUUGUCGUUGCAGUAGUGAUUGGGGUAGGUCCCCUCACCGGGCUCCUGUCCUCUUACAUUAGCAUUAUCUCCACCAUAUUGAGAAUCCCAUCUGCAGGGGGAAGGUGGAAAGCUUUCAGAACCUGUGGUUCUCACCUGUCCGUGGUUUCUUUAUUCUACAGCACCACUCUUGGGAUCUACCUUUGUCCACCAUCUACCCAAACAUUCAGUAAAGGUACGAUAGCGUCUGUGCUGUAUACAGUGGUCACCCCCACAAUGAAUCCCUUCAUCUACAGCCUAAGGAACAAGAACAUGAAAGAGGCCCUGAGAAAUGUGUUCAAUAGGAAAAGUGUCUUCUCUCGAGUAUUCUGA
Molecule: messenger RNA, 1461 nt
Organism: Tachyglossus aculeatus (Australian echidna)
Lineage: Eukaryota; Metazoa; Chordata; Mammalia; Monotremata; Tachyglossidae
Product: olfactory receptor-like protein OLF4
Exons: 3
Coding region: 1-1461 (486 amino acids)
Biological process (GO): G protein-coupled receptor signaling pathway
Cellular component (GO): membrane
Molecular function (GO): olfactory receptor activity; G protein-coupled receptor activity
Source: RefSeq, a predicted model, not a curated record